UCGUCGACGGGGCGGACGUCGCCCUCCGGCUGCGCUGCCUGUCCGCGCACGACGCGAUCUUCGACGCGACGGAGAACUUCCCCGAGACGCCGCGCUACCAGGCGAGCGUCUCGCAGCACGUGUUUCGCUUCUUCGACUCUGCGAUGCACUUCAGGCCCGCCGAGCUCAACGUGCUGCUGCGCGAGAUCCCCGCCAAGCCGUCCGCGCGCCGCCUCUUCUUCACGGUGGUGGUGGCGUGCCGCCGCCGGCUGCGCAAGUCGUGGCAGCAGACGCCGCUCGCGAAGCUCUUCACGCUCGAGGACGAGUGGUCGCUGCUCAAGCUUCGCGCGCAGGUGACGCGCACGCGCGAGGCGAUCCGCAAGCGCGGGCUGCUGCUGCACGACGCCUUCCUCAAGUUCGACUACAGCCGCACCGGCAUGCUCUCGCUGCCCGAGGUCUACGGCGCCUUCGAGUGGCUCCGCAUCCCGGUCACUCCCGAGGAGGUGCUCUUCUUCGUCCGCUCCGUCUCGGCCGACGACCACGUCUCCUACGCCGACUUCAUGGAGCUGCUCUGCCCGCCCGCCGAGGAGGAGGAGGGGUGGCAGGACCUCUUCGCGGCAGAGGCGGACGAGGGGGGCGACGAGGCGGCGGCCCCGCCCGGCGGCGGCGCGCCGGUGGCCGUGAAGCGGCAGCUGAGCCGCGUGACUCCGAAGGGCGGGGGCGAGCUCGUGCGGCUGGCGCAGCAGCGGGACCGCGAGGAGGCGGAGGUGGAGGCCGAAUUCAGGCGGCAGCUGCGCCUCAUCGAGGACGCACGCGCCGAGCGGGACAAGGAGAUGGUCGUCUCGUCCGACUUUUCGUGGCUGCGCAAGACGCGGCUCGAAGGCAAGCCCCCCUUCCUCGUCACGCGCCACGCGUGCUUCUACGACUGCACUCGAGGCCGCGAGGGGGAGGAGCGCGGGCUGCCGACCGGGCUCGAGAGCCGUGGCAAGGCGCGGUACGCGAGGCAGGGCGAGGCACGUCAAGGUGCUCGACGAGUUUCCAGAGCACGUCUACUCGACCGCAGGCUGGGACUCCUGGUCCAAGCUGCAGGAGGGCGACGCCGAGGCGCAGCUGUGCGUGCAGGCGGCGCACGACGGCGGAGGGCUGCUCUACGCGCACGACUGCUUUGGCGACGCGGCGGCGCCGCAGCUCCGGCUCGCCGAGUGGUCCUCCGUCUCCGCCUCGGUGGACCUCAACCAGGGCGUGAUGCACACCUACAUCGACGGGCAGCUCGCCGCGACGGUCAAGGGGGCGCAGCUGUCGCGCGACGGCCAGCACGCGUGCAAGCGCCGGCUAGCCCUCUUCUGGGACAAGGAGGCCGACUACAACCCCGGCGCAUUCGUGUACGUGCGCUCGGUCGCCGUGCACUCGCUCGCGCUUGACGCGGAGCAAGUGCGCAAGGAGCACGCGGUGCUGCACCAGCUGCUGGUUGAGGACGCCAUCGCCUCGACGCCCUCCUUCAUGCAGCAGCCGCUCACGGCGUCGCACGCCGAGGCGCCCUUCGCAAACACCAGGGCGGUGCGGCGCAAGCUGACGGCGCUCGUCCGGCGAGGCUUCGACCUCGGCACCGAGGCGUGGCGGCUGCUGCAAGCGCACGGCGAGGCGAGCCUCAAGUCCUUCCAGCAGCGGCUCGAGCCGUCCCAG
Messenger RNA from Emiliania huxleyi CCMP1516, 1662 nucleotides. RefSeq lists its product as hypothetical. NCBI's taxonomy places the organism in Eukaryota, Haptophyta, Isochrysidales, Noelaerhabdaceae. The transcript has 4 exons. Bases 144 to 1400 code for a protein of 418 amino acids. The record is from RefSeq and is a predicted model, not a curated record.